Messenger RNA from Aureobasidium melanogenum CBS 110374, 1002 nucleotides. RefSeq lists its product as uncharacterized. Bases 1 to 1002 code for a protein of 333 amino acids. The transcript is spliced from 3 exons. The record is from RefSeq and is a predicted model, not a curated record. Lineage: Eukaryota; Fungi; Ascomycota; Dothideomycetes; Dothideales; Saccotheciaceae.
AUGCAACAUCGCGUUUGCUUCGCCCCAAGCGGCCAUCCCGCUGGCUCGCAUGAAGACUUCCAGAGCAGUCCUUUCAACUUCGAAUCUCCGACAGUAUGGAUUGGCUAUCUUGACAAACCUAAGAAGACAUAUCGCCACUUCAUCGCUCUCCAGGCAGUCAUCGAGAAGGCUCAGUACAACUUUGCCAAAGGCUACAAAGACCAGUUCCCACGCUACUUGACCAGCUUCGAGGGUCGAAUUGGCCGUGAGGUUCCUCACGAUGAAGAGUACAAGUACACUGCUCAGUGCUCUGCCUGUAAGAGCAUGCCAAACUGUGAUCGUAUGCUGGUGCAGUACUUUCCUGUCGACGUCUGGGACUAUACCCGUGACAGGAGAACCACUAUCUUCCUAUGCGCAUUGGUCUUCAAGAUCAAAGGCCACACCAUGCUGUCGCUCCUAAGACAUCGAUCUCACGGCAGAUUUGGCUUCCAACACAUCAAUGGCGACGUCUCGAAGGAGACGACCGUCGAAUUUGCCAGUUCUGAGAUCGGUCUUGUCGAUGAAGAAAGUGUUAUCUCAGAUGAAGCUGAAGGCCAGGGCAAGGUCGAUACUCCAAACGAACCCGAUUACCCCCUGCAGAACACCACGACAACAAGUCACUACGCCAAGUCACGCAGUCGAGCCAUGAUUAUCGACCUUACCCUUGACGACGAGGAUGAUGAACCCGCCAUCAAGACCGAGCAGGACAGCACUCUGCAGACCGGCACAGAACCCUCUGCCCCCAGCACUGAGCAACCCGAGAACCACCCACCACAGCUCGACCCAGCCCCACAAGUUGAUUUGAUGAAAGAGUUUGGUGGUAUGAUGGCUGAGAUGGUAUCAAACUUUGGCAUUGAUGCGCUGGGCCAGCCCGAGGCUAGACGACUCAGACUGUGCAUGGGAGAAGCCGCGAAAUCAGGAAACAAGGCUCUGCUUUGCUCAUACUUCGGAGCGCUCUAUGCUGUGUUGCAAGCCAGUCAGUGA